AUGGUGACAGUGUCAUGGCUGUCACGGGUUAUGCCAAAUAUGUUCACACAAGCGUGUAUUUAUGGGCACUUUUCUGGUGUUAGUCUAACCGACGCUCUUCUAAACUCUCCCGUUUGUCCUGGCCAAUGCACCACAUACGUACAGCCCUCUAUCGCCACUGACACCCUUAACUCCUUAAGGUGCCAUGCUAUUCGAGUGUUCCGGAAAACCAGGUAUCACUUUGCCUUCUACUCGUUCACCGCCCAGACACAACCCCCGCGUAAUGCGAAGUCCACCUUAGUCUUCGUGAAUGUACUUUGCCAACGCAAGUCUUUUCAGCUGGGGGAGGACUAA
Messenger RNA from Trypanosoma brucei brucei TREU927, 333 nucleotides. RefSeq lists its product as hypothetical. The record is from RefSeq and is a predicted model, not a curated record. The transcript has a single exon. Lineage: Eukaryota; Euglenozoa; Kinetoplastea; Trypanosomatida; Trypanosomatidae. The coding region runs from base 1 to 333 and encodes 110 amino acids.